AAAAAGUGCAUUGGCUUCGGCGAAGCACAACAACAGGAACAGGCACGAAAAUGAAGUCGAACUGCAUGCAGUGCACGAUGGAAUGAUACUGGAGCCCUGCGCAACCCACGCCGUCUUUUAGUAAGUAGUCGGGCUUCACCCCAACGAACAGUUCAGUCGUUACCGCCAUCUCGUCCCAAGGGUGCUCAGUCCCUCAGUCCUCCAUCUCUCCUCUCCCCUAGAGCCCUCCACAUCACCCUCCAAGCCAAGCAGGCCGGCGGUGAGCUUGCUGCGCGCAGUUGGAACUUCCUGUCGCUUUCUCUGUUGUGGAGAUUUAUUUCUGCCACUCUUUUUCCUCCGCGUAUUCCGGCUCCAGAUCCCUCACCCUCCCUGUGACCAGACCGCCGCUCGCUCUAUUGGGAUUACAGAGCAGAGUUUGUGAAAAAGACAUACAUACAUACGGGUCUGCAUUUUUCGGGACCGCUCGAUCGGUGCAGCUUGAUUGGCAGUGCGGCCGUCAGGAACCGCGCGCUCAUUCGACCCUCGGUAGAAUCCGAUCGCCAUCUGCCGUGAACCAACAAAUACUCUCACCAUGGACGUCCUUGCCAAUGCCACGACCUUCGCCUCGCCCCUGGCUAACGCCGACCUGAAGGUUCAGGCUGCGCGGGCGUCGGGGGUGGUGGCGCGUAUACUGGCGUCGUUGAACGGUUGGACUGUCAUUUUGACGGUCUUGUUGUUAUUGGUGGCCUACGAUCAAGGCAGCUACCAGUGGAAAAAGCAUGGCAUCGUCGGACCGGCGUGGAAGAUGCCCUUCAUGGGACCGUUCCUCGAAUCAGUGCACCCAGACUUCAACAAGUACAAGCAGAAGUGGGAGAGCGGUGAUCUGAGCUGUGUUUCGGUUUUCCACAAGUUUGUGAUCAUUGCAUCAACGCGCGAAAUGGUCCGCAAAAUCUUCACUUCGCCCGCCUACCUCAAGCCGACCGUCGUUGACGUGGCACCCAAACUGUUGCGCAAAACCAACUGGGUCUUUUUGGACGGCAAAGAGCACGUGGAUUACCGGAAAGGACUGAACGGGCUCUUCACGCGGCAAGCCCUGGAAAUGUAUCUCCCAGGCCAAGAGGAGGUCUACAGCAAAUACUUCAAGGAGUUUGUGGCCAUGUCCAAGGAAAACAACAUGAAGCCGACACCCUGGAUGCCGGUAUUCCGCGAACUCAUGACGGCCGUUUCUUGCCGGACGUUUGUCGGCCACUACAUGAGCGACGCGGUGGUGAAGAAGAUCGCCAAGGAUUAUUAUCUGAUUACGGCGGCCAUGGAAUUGGUCAACUUCCCCAUCAUCAUCCCUUACACCAAGACGUGGUAUGGCAAGAAGGCGGCCGACAUGGUGCUGGACGAGUUCGCCAAGUGCGCGGCCAAGUGCAAGGUUCGCAUGGCGGCCGGCGGCGAGGUCACCUGUAUUAUGGAUGCCUGGGUCAAGCAGAUGCAGGAUUCGGCCAAAUAUCGAGAACGCAUUGGUCGGGGCGAACAGGUCGACACAUCGGAAAAGCCACCGCAGCUGCUUCGCGACUUUACCGACUUCGAGAUUUCCCAGACUAUCUUUACUCUGUUGUUCGCCUCGCAAGAUGCCACCUCGAGCGCGUGCACCUGGUUGUUCCAGAUCAUGGCCGACCGACCGGAGAUUCUGGAUGAAGUGCGAGAGGAGAACCUGCAACUGCGCGGAGGCGAUCGAAACAAGCCGUUUGACAUGGACAUGCUCGAGUCCAUGGUCUGGACCCGCGCCGUGGUCAAAGAAACUCUUCGAUACCGUCCCCCAGUCAUUUUCGUGCCGUACGUGGCCAAGAAAUCCUUCGCCAUUGCCGACAAUUACACCGUCCCUAAAGGGUCCAUGAUCAUCCCGGCCCUCUGGCCCAUCACCCAUGACCCCGAAGCAUAUCCCAACCCGGACAGUUUCGAGCCCGAGCGAUGGAUCACAGGUGAUGCCGACAAGCAGGUCAAGAACUGGGUCGUUUUCGGCACUGGUCCCCAUCACUGUCUGGGCCAGACGUAUGCCCAGUUGAACUUGAUGGCCAUGAUCGGCAAGGCUAGUAUCUUGCUCGACUGGGUCCAUGAGCCGACGGAGAAAAGCGAGGAUAUUGAGGUGUUUGCAACUCUUUUCCCUCAGGAUCACUGCAAAUUGGCCUUUUCCGAGCGACCAUAAACCAAACAGCACAGAUUUUCCUCCACUUUUUGUUAUGCACCGCACAGCGAUAGAUCGAUUCUUUUAUUCUGGUGGAAUGGCUUGGCCUCGAGGCUAGGCUCGUAUUGCACAUACAGUUAAUUUUGGUGAAAAGGAAAAGGGAAGUUUGGCCGGUGGACGGAACGGACAGAAAUAGGAGGAGGCGCACGAUUCAGGAUUGAUCCCUUGUGCGUAGACGACGGGUCACCGCUGAGUCUUGUACGUCCUGUACGCUGUCGAGUAUAGAUAGCAGCAGAAGUCAAGUCGGUCGUUGUUGUAUAUAGAUACUAGUACCUUAGAUUCACCCGUCCUUGAGUUCGGUCAGCAUUAUUGCAUCGGCGUUUUUGAGUUUGGGUACCAAGUAUGCUUCCUAAGGGAAUUUCAGUCAUGACAAUGACAAGAGGCAGUCUCUCGCGUUGGUAUAGAAUGAAGUGGUAUACUACUAGUA
Molecule: messenger RNA, 2639 nt
Organism: Exophiala dermatitidis NIH/UT8656
Lineage: Eukaryota; Fungi; Ascomycota; Eurotiomycetes; Chaetothyriales; Herpotrichiellaceae
Exons: 4
Coding region: 572-2173 (533 amino acids)
Biological process (GO): sterol metabolic process
Molecular function (GO): iron ion binding; heme binding; oxidoreductase activity, acting on paired donors, with incorporation or reduction of molecular oxygen
Source: RefSeq, a predicted model, not a curated record